AUGAAGCCCCGAUUACAGGUCGGCCGCCUGCUGGGCACCCGCUCCUACGCGACGAAAGUAACACCACGCAAGCCCAUGCCCGCCGAGCGGCCGCCCCAAAAGUACGCAGACCCGCUGGCGAGCAGCCCCGUCGCCGUCGCCACGGCGCUGCCGGACAACCUGACCUUCAUCCACCGCCCGCCGCCGUCCGCGCCCUCGCCGCACUCGUACACGACGCUGCCGGCCUCGCCGCUGCUGCGCCCGCCGGCGGGGCACAGCGCGCAGGGCGUGCCGCCGCACAUCCGCCCGUCGGCGAAGAAGACGCCGCCGCCGCGCAUGAGCGACGAGGACCUGACGGAGCUGAAGAGGUUGAGGUAUGCAGACCCGAAGACGUGGACGCGCGCGGCGCUCGCGAGGAAGUUUAAUUGCACGAAGCAGUUUGUCGGGCUGGUGACGUGCUUGCCGAAUACGGUGCGUAAAGAGAUCAAGGCGGUCAAGGCGGUCAAGGACGAGGAGAAUAGGGAGAAGUGGGGUCCCAGGAGGAGGAUGGUGAGGGAAAUACAGAAGGAGCGCCGGGCGUAUUGGUAGAGGUCGUAUUAUGGCCUGUGCUACCGCUCCCAGAUUUCAUAUCGCAUAAUCGUACUUGCUUGUAUACUCUUCCAGUACGGAAGAACAGUCACGCAUCCACAUCCUCCGCGACCCUCAGGUCCUCACACCCUCCCCCACUCCUCCACCUCGCAAUCCCAAACCGAUGGUUCACCCCCUCCAGCCUCGGGAGACACGCCACGCCGCCACACCCGCCCGUCUUCUCCAUAGCAUACAGGUACACUACCUCCUUGACCCGCGAAUGUAAUAGCGCCAUGCUGCACAUGAUACACGGC
Messenger RNA from Gloeophyllum trabeum ATCC 11539, 860 nucleotides. RefSeq lists its product as uncharacterized. The record is from RefSeq and is a predicted model, not a curated record. The coding region runs from base 1 to 567 and encodes 188 amino acids. Gene Ontology annotation, cellular component: mitochondrial large ribosomal subunit. Gene Ontology annotation, molecular function: structural constituent of ribosome. The transcript is spliced from 2 exons. Lineage: Eukaryota; Fungi; Basidiomycota; Agaricomycetes; Gloeophyllales; Gloeophyllaceae.